AUGCUGGUACUUUUUGAGACUGCAGCGGGCUACGCUUUAUUUCAAGUAUUAAAUGAAGGAAAAUUAGAAAAUCCAGAAGAAGUUUGGAAAGCAUUCGAUUCACCAGAAAAUGCUAGCGAGACAAAAUUUGAGAAUAUGGCGUCUGCUGUAUCUUCAAUAAACGAUGUAUUAGAAGGAAAAUUAUCUGAUGACUUGAGUAGUUUUUUAAAAGAAACGAUUAAUGAAACUUCAAUAAGGAAAGAAAAAUUAAUUGUAGCCGAUCCAAAACUUGGUACUAGCAUUAGUAAACAACUCGGAAUUCAAGUUCUAUCUGAAAAAAUUGUUGUCGAUCUAUAUCGUGGAAUUCGUCAAAAUCUUGACUCAUUGAUUACUGGAAUAGACUCUGAAGAUAUAUCUUCAAUGGCGUUGGGUCUUUCACAUUCUUUAUCUCGACAUAAACUUAAAUUUUCUCCAGAUAAAGUAGAUACCAUGAUUAUUCAAGCCAUAGGGUUACUUGAUGAUUUAGAUAAAGAAUUAAAUACUUAUGCUAUGAGAGUUAAAGAAUGGUAUGGUUUUCGUGCCAACGCUCAAGAAUGCGAUCUUUCUGAUGUACUUCCUGAAGAUCUGGAAAAAGAAGUUAAAGAAGCGGCAGAAAUAUCAAUGGGAACUGAAAUUUCUGAUGAAGAUAUUAAUAAUAUUAUAAUGGGUUGUGAUCAAGUAAUAGGUUUAACUGCUUACCGUACAGAACUUUAUGAUUACCUAAAAAGUCGCAUGCUGGCAAUUGCUCCUAAUUUAACUACUAUUGUUGGAGAGUUAGUGGGUGCUAGAUUGAUUUCACAUGCUGGAAGUUUAUUAAAUCUUGCAAAACAUCCAUCAAGUACAGUUCAAAUUUUGGGUGCUGAAAAAGCUCUGUUUAGAGCCUUAAAAACAAAAAAUGCUACUCCAAAAUAUGGUCUUAUAUAUCAUGCGAGCUUGGUUGGUCAAGCUACUCCUAAAAACAAAGGAAAGAUUGCACGUAUGGUUGCGUCAAAGUCUUCACUAGCUACUCGCUUUGAUGCUAUAGCUGAUGAAAAAGAUUUAAUGGCAGAAAUGGGUCAGAAUUAUCGUAAAAUGAUUGAAACACGAUUAAGAAUUUUAGAAAAAGGGGGUACUGGUGCAAUGAUUACUGAUAAAACUGAUAAACGAAAAAAACAAACAAAGUUUGAACUUAUUUCAACGAAGCCGCUAUAUAAUCCUUAUGCCGAUAUUGCAAAUGAACCUGUGGAAGCAGGGCCAUCCGGCACAAAAGCAUAUGAAUCUGAAGAUAGUGAUGACAGCGAGAUGGGUGACGAAUCUGAAGAUACAGACAAUGAACCUCAAUCUAAAUCUGAAGGAAAGAAACCAACUUUAAGUCAAAGUCAAGCAGAAAUGGAAAUUGAAACAAUUGAAGAACCCGUUUCAAGUAAAAAGAAAGAAAAGAAAAAGAAAGCUUCUGAAAAACAAACAUCAGAGGAAGCGAUGGAUAUUGAAACAACUGAGGAAUCUGUUUCAA
Messenger RNA from Cetraspora pellucida, 1510 nucleotides. The record is from the annotation of a GenBank genome assembly. Lineage: Eukaryota; Fungi; Glomeromycota; Glomeromycetes; Diversisporales; Gigasporaceae.